UCAACAAGCAUCUGCAAUCGAUGAACAAAGUUUAAUAACUGCCUCAACCUCUACGACGAUUCCGCCUAUUACAAUCAAAACUGAAAAUAUGGCAGCAGAAGUGGCUACAGUUCCUAAUGUUCCGGAAUUACUUGACCCUUCAACACAAAAUUUAUCACAAAAAAUUAUUGCAUCUAAUUAUAACAAGGACGAAAUAUCUGAUGUUUCGACAGAUUCAACUGAAAUUAAAAAAAAAAAGGAGUACGGAGAAACAGUGUCUAGAUCAUAUAUCUUACUGGCUGAACAAAAAGGAUGGAAAAAUCCGGACAAUUCUUUGUUUCCAAUUUCAUCAACAAAUCUAUGUAAUUAUAUUCGCGUAAAAAUGGCAACUAAUAAUCCAAAAAGCAUUGAGUGGUAUAUUAAUGCAAAUCUAGCAAAUCUUGAAUUUCCCAAUACAUUUUCUUCCAUUCCAUUCUUAGAUGAUGUUAUGAGUGGAAAUAAAGAAACCUUGUCGACGUCAACUCCAUUAGAUGGUAAUGAUGAUUCAUCUGACUCACCAGAGGACGAAUCGUCGGAAUCUAAAUCCGGAGGAGAAAAAUUUGAUGCAAUGAUUGUAGGGUCAGAAUCUGAAGAUGACGACGAAGAUUAUGUUCCUCCGAAAAUGCGCAAAAGAUAUCAAGAAGUACAUUAUAUACAAGAAACAAUGUUUAAUGAUGAUGAAGAACCAGAAAGCUUUAAAUCUCGAUAUGAAAUCGCAUAUGCGAGUUUAAAAAGCAAAUAUUCGAAAUAUUGUCAUUAUCAUUACGAAGGAUGCGUUCUAUUGGACGGUGGUCGACAUUUUAUUCUCUCAGAAAAAUUAUAUAAACGUUGGGCUGCGUUAGUUGCAUCGGGUGAUGAUUUUGAUAUUGAUUCAUUACCUAACUCUCCAGAACUAACUGAAUUUUACGCUGAUAGAGCAAUUCCAAUUCCUCUGUGA
This is a messenger RNA of Diversispora eburnea, 955 nucleotides long. Lineage: Eukaryota; Fungi; Glomeromycota; Glomeromycetes; Diversisporales; Diversisporaceae. The record is from the annotation of a GenBank genome assembly.